Molecule: messenger RNA, 5945 nt
Organism: Argiope bruennichi
Lineage: Eukaryota; Metazoa; Arthropoda; Arachnida; Araneae; Araneidae
Exons: 19
Coding region: 29-5812 (1927 amino acids)
Biological process (GO): cell adhesion; extracellular matrix organization
Cellular component (GO): extracellular matrix
Molecular function (GO): cell adhesion molecule binding
Source: RefSeq, a predicted model, not a curated record
GAGCUUCAGGAUUCUUUUUGACAGUCGGAUGAAGAUGAUGCCGGGAAUCCUGAAGGUUUCGCUGCUGCUCUGCCUCUUGGGUAUCAGCCCUGUGCUGGCAGGGGGUGGGGCAACCGCCCUACAGCAACAAAGAGUUAAAAGUUCCUACAACAAACCACAAGCAGCUUCCUUAGAAACACUUGAAACUGUAACCGCCAGUGAAGUGGAAUACGUGGACGGACCCCUCGCUCCUCUGUAUGACUUCUUGAUUCAAAGACGACUUUUCCGAUUCUGUAAGCUCCUCAGAGAUGCUGGAUUGGAAGAUGUGCUACAAAAUUUGGGAGGUUACUGGACAGUAUUCGUGCCCACGGAUGCCUCGUUCAUGUUUCUCCCCGGUGGCACCUUGGACCAGCUUAAGAGGAACCCGCAGCAGCUACGGGACUUUGUCCUCUACCACUUCGUGACAGGGGACUUCCAAUCUUCCCAGAUUCUCAACGAAAUGCUCGUCGACUCUGCGCAAGGGGCACCGCUGAGGUUCAACGUCUACGGAAAUGUCAUAACAGUUUCCGGAGCUCAAAUUAUAGAGCAGGACUUGCAAUUCGAGCUAGGCCGAGUCUAUAUCAUCGAUCAUCCGCUAUAUCCAGUACCGUCAACAGACCUUGUAGCUUAUCUACGGACGUCACACCAACGAUUGUACAGACUCUUGCUAGAUGCUGGACUCGUAGAUUAUCUUUCUAGCGGCACGUUUACCAUUCUGGCACCUGACGACGACGCCUUCGGCUUCCUGAGUGCAGAGUUCACGGACAUCCUCGCCUCGAACAGAACCCUUGCAGAAAGAAUCUUGUUGAAUCAUAUUUUACCUGGCAGCUUAUACACAGGUGGUAUCACCGAUGGCAUGAGAUGGGACACCGCUGGUGGAGAAGUUAUUACCUUCACAACGAAAAGAGGUCUCAUUUUUGCAAAUGGAAUUCCUAUUGUUAUACCCGACAUUCCUUUCACAAAUGGUGUAAUUCAUGUAUUGAACCGUGUAUUACUGCCUGAAGGGGUUGACGCUGAUUGUCAAUGUAAACCGUCUUCAGAUAGCUCCUCUCGUCAACCACAAUCACCAGGAGCUUCCCGUCCUUCCCCUGGUCAACCACAAAGGCCUUUCGUUCAAGGACCAACUACAAGAAGACCCAGUGGACAAUCUUUUUCCAGGCAAACGGUUCCUCCUUUUGGAAGACAACCUCCUAGUUCGGUAACAACUGGGCAGGUCACCCGACCUGGACAACCAGCACAACAACCUCAAGGACAUGGACAACCCACUAGACCUGGACAACCAGCACAGCAGCCUCAGGGACCAUUUACACCUUCUAGAAUAGGUCCAACAGUAAGACCAAUUCCUCAACCAAAUGUUCAAACACAACCUGAAGAUGAUUCAAAUUCCGUCGUAGGCCCAGGAGAUCAACCCACUGGAGGUCAAAGGCAGCCUCAACAAACAACAAGAUAUCCUUCUCCCCCAUCUAGGCAGGUGCCACCCCCUCGAGUGCCUGCUCAGCCUCCAAAGGCACAACAGCCACCAAGGGGACAACAACCUCCAAGAGGACAGCAACCUCCCAGAAAUCAACCGCCAACAUGGGGUCAACAACCUCCGAGGUCUCAGCAACCAUCAUGGGGGCAACAGCCUGCCAGAACACAGCAACCAGCAUGGGGUCAACAACCUCCUAGUGAUCAGCAGCCACAAAUAUCUCCAGGUAAUGUUGAAAAUCCAGAACAAGAAAUCCCUCCUGCAGUCACCAAUCCACCUCAGACAACAUCCAGAUGGGUCAAUCGUCAGCCAACUCAGGCUCCUCGUAGUCCAUACAGAACUCCAGUACCACAAAGACCUCAAACAACAAGAUCUUACCAAAGAGUUACCCCACCUGCUGUUGGUAAAGUUUCCAGACCAGGUACUGAAAUAGCAACAGAAAACCCACAACAGGAAUUCCAAACCCAAAGACCUGUCGUGCAAACAACUUCCUGGCAACAACGACAACAAGUUACACAACCCACAAGAAGACCAACACAACAACGAACGACAAUUCGACCCUCCAGACCUGUUCCACCCCCACAACGUAGACCAACGCAACCAAGACCGGGAAGUUUCCCCACUCCUGCGCCUGUUUUUCCUCAGGAACCUGAUCAGCCACCCUUUGAAUCCAAUCGCGAAAGGCCAAGAUGCCGCCAGAGAGGAGAUAUAUUGACUCCAGGCUCUCAAAAUCUUCCAGUAUGCCCGGAUUCAGUCGAAUCAGAUUCUUGUCAGAGUCCACCAUACAAUCCAUCUGAUCCAAGACCUUUAUGUCCGAUUGUACCAUCAGAUUGCCGAGAUGCUAAUGAACCGUUCAAUCCUUCAGAUACUCGUCCACAGUGUCCUCCAUCACUUCCAGGACAAGGAUGCAGAAUUCAAGGUGAACCAACAUAUGCCGGUGAUAGGCGACCUCUGUGCUCUCCAUCACCAACAAACCAAGUUGGAUGUCGAGAUCCUUCAGCACCUUUCAAUCCGACAGACAAUCGCCCUCUCUGUGAUUCUACAGGAUCUCAAAACCCAGAUAUUCCUUCUCAAGGAGUAGCACAACCUCAAGGUUGCAGACAAUCUAGCGACCCCGUAGAUGGUCGACCAUUGUGUCCUAGUGAAGAAGAUUGCCGCCCAUUUUUGGAACGACCAAAACCUGGUGAUCUUCGUCCUGUUUGCAAAAUAAACCGACAAAAUCCUCAACAAAGGCCACAUGACUCUACAAAAGGUCAACAAAGUCCAGGAAAACUGCCACAAUCACAACAACGUCCCGCAUACCCACAACCUCAAGGUCCUAGAAGUCCUGGUUCUCAAACUACCAGAAGACCCUCAUGGCAACCAACUGUAGCUCCUCAAGGUGUACCGAAUCAAGAUUUAACUCCUGGUCAAUCACCUACAUCUGGAAAUUUAAGACCACAACCCCCUUCUUCCCAACCUCAAGGUGGAAAACUUCCUGGAAGUCCACAAAGUGGUUCUCGUCAACCACCGCGAGGAUCUUGGCAGACAACUGUAGCCCCCCAAGAUAUAACAAACCAAGUUUUCACACCUGGCCAACCACCUGUGCCUGGAAGUUUAAGAACACCGUCUCCUCCUUCUCAACCUCAAGGUGGGAAAAUGCCUGGUAGUCCCCAAAGUGGCUUCCGUCAACCACAGCGAGGCGCUGUUACGCAACCACCAUCUGGUUCAUAUCCAUUCAGGCCAACAAAUGGUCCUUAUCCUGUCCAACCACAAACAGGUAAUAGACCAGUUCAACCACAACCUCCUGCUCCUGGAACAUCUAGGCCAUACCAACCUCCUGCUCAAACCAUAAGACCACAGUCUCAGGGUCAAUACCCACAAGGGGGAAAUACUCAAACCCCUUCUUAUCCAGUAAACCAACCCGGUUCCUCCGAUGUUUCAGUAAAUCAGCCUUUUAUUCCACAAAGAAGACCUGUUAGCCCUACAAGACAGCAAACAGGUUCCGUCACAUCCUAUCCUGGAAGAGGAACCAGUACACCAAUAGUUCCCAUAUCAGUAACAGGAACCGCAACUCCAGGAGAAGAUAGCAGAAGAAGUUUAUAUGAAAUCGUAGAAAAUCCUGCCCUUCUUAUUAGAGGAACUCCAGUGAAAUUAACAAAAAUCUUCGCUUUGUUUCAAAAAGCUGGAAUAGAAGAUGUUCUUUCAGGACCAGGACCAAUCACAGUAUUCCUGCCUUCUGAUGAUGCCUUCGCCACCUUGCCGAAGGGAGUAGUCGAUCAACUGGAGGAAAACCCUGAACUUCUUCGUCAAGUUCUUCUGUAUCAUGUGGCUAACGUUGAAGUCGUGCCAACUGCUCAGGAGCAGAGUUACACUGUCCCAUCCCUCGAAGGAAAUCAGCUCGUCAUCACCAUGCUGAACGGAGGAAGACUCAUUUUGAUCAGUGGAGCCAAAGCCAUAGCUGUCACUCGAGCUAAUAAUGGAAUAUUUUACGUCGUCAACCAACUCUUGUACCCACUUCCCCACGAGAACAUCUUUGGAGCAAUCCAGUCUAGACCAGAUCUAUCGACCCUAGCCAUGCUUUUGCCAUUGAGUGGUCUCGCCGAUAUGCUUCAAGGUCAGACUCCCUACACGUUCCUUGCACCCACCGAUAAUGCCUUUGCCCAACUAUCCCCUGCUGUCUUACAAGAGUUGACUCAAAACACGACAGCUCUGCAAGAGAUCUUGUUGAAUCAUAUUAUCGAAGGCGCACACUACGGCAGAGAAUUCUUGACAGGUGGGACGUUCCCUAGCGUCAGAGGUGGCAAGUUGAGGUUCCAAGUAGUAAGCUAUGGCUACCAGGUGAAUGAAAUCAACAUUAAAACUCCAGAGAUCGUUACUGGAACGGGCGUCAUUCAUUUAAUAGAUCAAAUUUUACUGGAAGAUUCUGAUCUGAGAUUUUUUAACACACUAGAUAACACUGUAAAUGGCCAAGGCGACUCGUUUUCUUUCAAUCAACAACCCCAAACAGGUCAAAUUCAACCCUUUCAACAGCCAGGACAGCCGGGUACCGGAACACAGCCAGGAUCUAGGCAGCCUGUAAUUGGAGGACAACGACUACAGCCUGGUCAACCUCAAAUAACAGGUAUAAUACCUGCAACACAUCAAAAAAUUGGACCAAGAGCUCCAACUGGUCAAAGGACCACUUUAAGACCAACAGGUGGACAAACUCAGGUUCCUGGUCAAGGAUCAUUUGGAGGGCAACGUAAUCCUCAACCUCAGACCCCUAGUCAAGGAUCAUUUGGAGGUCAACGUAAUCCUCAACCUCAGACCCCUGGUCAAGGAUCAUUUGGAGGGCAACGUAAUCCUCAACCUCAGACCCCUGGUCAAACAUCAUUUGGUGGACAACGUAAUCCUCAGACUCAGACUUCUGGUCAAACCUCUUUCGGUGGGAAAAUUACAACCGGAGGACAAUCUACAUUCACAGGACAAAGACAAUCGUCCUUCCAGCCUCAAAAUCUUCCAGGGGGUGUUAUUGUAACCGGUCAGCAGGCUAAUGUUGCAGAUCUCGCCAGAUCAAUGGGAUUAAAUCGUUUCGCAGAUUGGGUGACGAACACUGGACUUUUAGAAAAAAUUCACGACGGUGGGGUGUACACUGUUUUCGCUCCCACCGAUGAAGCCAUCAACUCCCUGCCCCAUGACAUGGUCUACUCCAUCGACAGCAAUCCAGAACAGACUAAGCCCUUACUACAGUACCACGUAAUACCUCGCAGAAUCAACCUGAACUCUUUGACCAACGACGAAACUUCUGGAACCCUUCUACAAGGAAAGACGCUCAGAUUCAACGUCUACUCUAGCGUACAGCCCGACUGUAAACAGUUGGUGACAGCCGCCGGAGCACCCAUCGGAGAUGCCCUAGCAACCAUGGGAUCCAUACAGGUGAUACCAAUCACACAAGUUCUUUACCAGCCGACGGGCAACUUGCUCAACAUCAUCGAAGCCUCGCCCAUCCUCCAGGAGCUCUCCCAGGCCCUCAAGGCCGCAAGGCUCAAUUGGGUCAUCUCAGGAACGGGACCCCUGACCUUCUUCGCUCCCAGUGACACGGCCUUCCAGUCUCUCACUCCCGAACAAAGAAAGAGCCUCAUCGAGGACAAGCAGGCCUUCACAGAUCUAAUUAAAAGGCACCUGGUAAGAGGCACGUACUUCUCCAGUGGCGUGCAGGAAGAUCUUCAAAAGACUAGUGAAAAGAACACGCCGAUGACCCUUUCCUUGCAAGAAGGUAUUCUGACCAUCAAUUCGGUUCCUGUCACCUAUUCCGACAUCACAGCUACCAAUGGGGUUCUUCACGUCAUAGAUCAGUUCUUGUAGACAGUAUCUCGAAGUCAGAGUGGGAAAUGACUUUCUGUGUCCUAUGCCAAAUGCGUUUUUCGUGUGGAUUGAUGCCAUUUCUUUGUAUUGUUUUCGUACAUUAUUUUUUGUAUAAAUAAAAGUGAAAAAGCCA